AAUCGCGGCUGUGGGGCUGGAAGUUUGGCAGGAGUGGCAAGGCAUCGCUCGAAAUUUCUAAAAGAACUGGGAAAAAUGGCAUCCAUGUUAAUGCACACCAUCCGGAGCUGCCCGGUAAACACGUCCAGGGCAGUUCAGUUCGCUGCAAGAUCCCUGACCACAUCUGCUCACCUUCAGGCCCAAGCAGCGCAAACUAAAAGCAAGAAGACUUUGGGCAAACCUGGUUUCAGGAACAUUGUUUUAGUGGAGGGUGUUCGUACGCCUUUUCUCAUGUCUGGUACUACAUACAGCGAUUUGAUGCCUCAUGAUCUGGCCAGAGCAGCACUGCAGGGCCUCCUGAACAAAACUGGCCUUCCAAAAGAUGCAGUGGAUUACAUUGUCUAUGGCACAGUGAUCCAGGAAGUGAAGACUAGUAACGUUGCCAGAGAGGCUGCUCUGGGAGCAGGAUUCUCAGACAAAAUUCCAGCUCAUACUGUCACCAUGGCGUGCAUAUCAUCUAAUCAAGCUAUGACCACAGCUGUCGGGCUCAUCGCCUCCGGCCAGUGCGACGCCGUGGUAGCAGGGGGCGUGGAGUUCAUGUCCGACGUGCCCAUCCGCCACAGCCGCAAGAUGAGGAAGACCAUGCUGUCGCUCAACAAGGCCAAGACCAUGGGCCAGAGGCUGGCGCUGCUGGGCUCCAUCCGCCUCAGCCACCUGUCUCCGGAGCUCCCUGCAGUGGCAGAGUUCUCCACUUCUGAGACCAUGGGCCACUCGGCGGACAGGCUGGCGGCUGCUUUCGGGGUGACCCGCCAAGAGCAGGACGAGUUCGCCCUCCGCUCCCACUCGCUGGCCAAGAAGGCCCAGGAUGCAGGCCUCCUGAGUGAUGUCAUCAGCUUCAAAGUGCCAGGAAAGGACACGGUGUCUAAGGACAACGGGAUCAGACCGAGCUCCCUGGAACAGAUGGCCAAACUGAGGCCCGCUUUCAUCAAGCCCCACGGCACUGUCACCGCCGCAAACUCCUCGUUCCUGACUGACGGCGCCUCUGCGGUUCUCAUCAUGUCUGAAGAAAAAGCGCUGGCCAUGGGCUACAAGCCUAAAGCAUACCUGAGAGAUUUUGUGUACGUGUCCCAGGACCCCAAAGAUCAGCUGCUUUUGGGGCCCACGUACGGCACUCCAAAAGUCCUUCAAAGGAGUGGUUUGACAAUGGAUGAUAUUGAUGUUUUCGAGUUUCAUGAAGCUUUUGCCGGACAAAUUAUGGCAAACCUGAAGGCCAUGGACUCAGAUUGGUUUGCACAGACGUAUAUGGGGAGGAAGUCUAAGGUUGGGACGCCCCCCAUGGAGAAGUUCAACACCUGGGGAGGGUCUCUGUCCCUAGGGCACCCCUUCGGGGCAACAGGGUGUCGGCUGGUGACGACAGCAGCACACAGACUUCAUAAGGAGGGGGGGCAGUACGCGCUUGUGGCAGCCUGUGCUGCGGGGGGUCAGGGGCAUGCCAUGGUUGUCGAAGCCUAUCCCCAGUAAAGUGAGGUGGGCGUGGCUUCAGGUGACAGGAGUGACCCCUGGUGCGGGCCAGUCCAAUGCACAGCGCAUAAAGAUCAGUAGUUUGUCGCUGCCAGAAAACUCUGUGUAAAUACUAAUACCAAAUUGCCUUGAUGAUAAGAGUUACUGUAUGAUGGUUCAGCUACAUGAAGUUUGUAAUGUAUUUUCUGUCAGAUGGAUGCUGGAAUUGGAAGUGCAGGGAUUCACAAGCCAAGCUUUUCUGAGUGAGACACGUUUUGGCAUGACAUCUACCUUAAGUACCUUAGAAGAGAAGUGACAGGGCGGAUGAUUCGCUGCUUGUUAAGCCAGAUUUUAUCUGAAGUUGUAAAGAUGCACAUGUAGUAGCAAAAUCCUGAAUUGUGGAAAUUACAUUUGUAUUAACAGUUUAAGGAUUUUUCUUACCAACCUGCAGAGUGAAACGGAUAAUAAAACCUCAAA
Messenger RNA from Megalops cyprinoides (Indo-Pacific tarpon), 1956 nucleotides. It is a transcript of the gene hadhb, whose product is annotated as hydroxyacyl-CoA dehydrogenase trifunctional multienzyme complex subunit beta. The record is from RefSeq and is a predicted model, not a curated record. Gene Ontology annotation, molecular function: acyltransferase activity, transferring groups other than amino-acyl groups. The transcript has 16 exons. Lineage: Eukaryota; Metazoa; Chordata; Actinopteri; Elopiformes; Megalopidae. Gene Ontology annotation, biological process: fatty acid beta-oxidation. The coding region runs from base 76 to 1500 and encodes 474 amino acids.